This is a messenger RNA of Poecilia reticulata (guppy), 3124 nucleotides long. RefSeq names its product C-type mannose receptor 2-like. NCBI's taxonomy places the organism in Eukaryota, Metazoa, Chordata, Actinopteri, Cyprinodontiformes, Poeciliidae. The record is from RefSeq and is a predicted model, not a curated record.
UUGUCGCACGUGUUCCUGCCGAUGCUGCUGAUUAAACUCAUAAUUAAAGUCCUCCGGUCCGCAGCUAAAUGUUGUUUGGAGUUACCAGUGACAUAAAUGACGAGCUAAUUAAUUUGGUCAGCUGUCAAUCAAAUGGUUUUGGUGCCAUACCCUCAUUGGUGCCUCUAUUUAUUUAUAAAGCAUCCUUCACACUAAAAGCAGCUCAAAUUUCUGUACAUAUCAAUACAAGCAAUUACCCACCCCAACCCCACAUGUAAAAACACACCACUGCAUAGAAAAUGCUCAGACUAAGUAGUGAUUCAACUCAGUAAAUACAGUUAAAAGUCGAGUCUUGAGCUGCUCUUAAAGACAGCAACGUUUUCUGCAGUCCUCAGGUUCUCUGGCAGAUCGUUCCACAAACGGGGGGCCACAAUAUUGUAAAGAAGCCUCACCAAAAGUGUGAGUUCGGACUCUGGGAACUGUUAAUAGUGCGGUCCCAGGGGACUUCAGGGUCCCGCAGAGGAUCCUGAGAUCCCGAACAGCACCAGACUUUUACCGACACCUGGUGACCGCGCCCCUCCAUGUGACCACGCCCCUCCAUGUGACCACGCCCCUCCAUGUGACCACAGCAGACCCUCCAGGUCUCCUGAUACAACACAGAAUCGUAACUUUAUCAGUAAACAAAAGCUUAUUUAGCAAAGAUGUAUCAUAAAUCCACUAUCAUCUUUGAGAAACUGGUGCCAAACAAAAAACACAUUCAUAUUUAACAAACAGAAUAAUUGUAUUCAUCUAUCAAUGAGGAAAAAAAUAACAACGUAAUGUUAGCAGAUGAAUUAAAAAGUGGGUUAAACUGAAAUGAAACAAAAUUUGUUGUAUGAAACCUGGAUUUUAAAAAAAAAGGUGUCGUGUCUCAUUUCUCUGGAUUUCCUGUUAAAAUCACCCGAUAUGAGCUUCAAAGCUGGUGAACAAAGAGCAGCUUUCACACUGAAGCUGCUUUUCUCACACUUUGAUCAGUUUGCUCUGUGAGCCGUCUGUCACAAAUUUAAUUAGAAAGGCAAAUAAUAACUGUAAGGUAUAAGCUACACGCAGCAAUGUUAUAAUCCAUGCAGCACGCGAUGCUGAAUAAGGCUGUCACAGUUUGCCUGUUAAUGUUGGCACGCUAUGGAGGAUGGCUAAACUUAUUAAUUUUUUUUCUUCCUCCUCUUUUUGGCUUUUUGAGGGUUUCCUUGUGAAAAAAUGUUUCUUCCCUGUUUUGAAUAUUUAAAUAACAAAAUGUUCAAAUUCAGCUGCUGUUUAGAGACCAACAGUUUAGCUGGGACAGUUUUCAGCAGCAGAGCAUCAAGAGAAGAGCAACACAUUCCCUGAGGGGAAAAAGGAAAGAGAUAGACAAACUGCUGGAGGAAAAUAAUUCAUCUGACAGCAAAGAUGCAGUGGAGUCUGAUUCUGCUCUUCCUGAUGGGUCAGUGUUCCUUCAUGGACUGUCAGCUCUUUGAGUAUCUCUAUAUUAAACAGAAUAAGAACUGGACUGAAGCUCAGCAGUACUGCAGAAAGAAUCACACUGACCUGGUCACAGUGACUAACAUGAAGGACAUGGAGAGACUCAUCAACAUCUCAGCUGGAGAUAAGAAGGAAGCUUGGAUUGGUCUGUACGAUCAAACACAUGGUACCAGAACAUGGUACUGGUCUCUGCCUGGAGUGGAGUUCAAUGAAAGUGAGACCAAGUGGAAUGAAGGAGAACCAAAUGAUGAAUCUGAGAACUGUGUGAUUCUCAGUCAAAAUCUCAAUUGGAUAGACCAAAAAUGCAAGAAUAAAAAAUAUUUUCUCUGCUAUGAUGAAAAUGAUAGAAACCCUAAAUACCACUUGAUUAAAGAGGAGAAGACCUGGCAGGAAGCUCAGAGUUACUGCAGAGAUAAACACACAGACCUGAUCAGUGGAACGAAACAACUACAGGAUGAAGAAGUGAAGAAAUUGAUGAAGUCCAAUGAUCAACCAUACAUUGGUCUGUUCAGAGACAACUGGAGGUGGUCAGAUGGAAGCAGUUUCUCUUUCAGACACUGGAAUAAAGACUUUAACAAUCCAGAAUCCAUCAGUGAUCAAUGUGCCAUGACUGAUGAUGGAGGCAGAUGGAAGAAUGACAACUGUGCUGAAAGAAAACCCUUCAUCUGUUAUGAUGAUGAAGUGACCCUGAUCAAAGAAAAUAAAACCUGGGAGGACGCCUUGUACUACUGCAGAGAUCACCACCAUGACCUGGUCACCAUCACCAACAUGGAUGAUCAGAGAUGGAUCCAGGAGAAAGUCAGGAAGGCAUCGACUGGUUAUGUCUGGAUGGGUCUGCGUUACACCUGCACUCUGGAUUUCUGGUUCUGGGUCAGUGACGAGGUGGUCAGAUAUAAGAACUGGGCCUCAGGUGAACCGAUGGACGACUGUGACAUGUCUGGAGCCAUGGAGACGGGAGGAAAACAUCUGUGGAGGAAGAAACAUGACAUCGAGGAUCACAGAAAAGCAGUCGAUUCAAUUCUCCAAAAAGGAAAACAUAAGUGGGUUUCAGCUAUUUGUGAGGUUUUAAGUUUGAAUAUGACUGAAUAUUAUGCCAGAAAAUGUAUUUAGGGAGGGAGAAAGUGUAUUUAACCCUUGAUAUGACGUGUUUCAUCCAACAGAGACAGAUCGCAAAAGGAAAAUAAUCCAAUUUCCUGACGGGUAAAUUGAUCUGGAACAUGACAUUCACUCUCUUCCGUGACAUCACAGAUUAAGAUGGAUUAGGAAUAAAUUUGUCUGAUUUUAUUGUAAAAACACCAGAAACUGUUUACCUCCUAAUAAUGCUGCAAAUAUUGGUGGAGAUGUUAUCACUGAUUAGUACCUUGAGCAACAUGUUUUAUGCUCACACCUCAGUGUCGUUUCAUGGACUGUCAGCUCUGUCAGGAUCACUACUUUAAUGAGAAUAAGUCCUGGACUGCAGUACUGCAGAAAGAAUCACACUGACCUGGCCACAUGUCCUUCAUGUUAGUACAUAAAAAGACUACAGGAGUUUUUUGACUGUAUAUUUUCUUCAGUCUUUCACAAAUACAAAAUUUCAGCUACUCCUCUUCAAAUCUUAAGAACAAGACACAAAUUGUAUUCUUUGAGUCACUCUUUGAAAAAUUUGAUU